GCAGUGAACAGAAUACCGACUUAUCUCCCAUGAGCGGUUAUGACUUAACUUCCCUUCCUACUGUCGAGCAAGUCACUUCGAUGAAAUCACCCUAUUACAACGCACACUCUUGUCCACCAAGCAAUUUCGACGCGUCAUUCAAUACCGGCCGUUCAUUUUCCAACACUGCCUCUUUCAACGCCAGCACCAACGGGCCAUACAGCUCUGGGUGUCCUUCGCAGAUUAUUCAUCCAGACAUAGACACAGGAGUUUCUUCUUGUCGCUCUACAUGUCACUCCAACCACCAGCCUAUUGCGUCUCAUGCUGACCACCAGUUUCCUACUGCCAUGCAACCUGUGGCACAGCCAACCUUUCCACACCGUUAUGCCCCGAGCUCUCCUGCAUCCAACGUCUCUACUCCUACCCACCCGUCAAACGUGCCUCCUCAGUUUGAGCAGUCAACUAUUUCUCACUCUUUAUCCUCGCCUGGGACAUUUACGGUAGCCGUACCAUAUCCUUACGUGAAUCCAGGUGGCUUCCCAACAUCGUACGACGCGCAAAGUGCACUUAACUGCGCGCCAGCGUAUCAGGCCUCACGGAACCAUCUUGCAAACUCAUCCCAGGCGCCGGAUGGUCACUUUAAUUCUGUUCACUUUCCCUCACCCGGCGUUUUGGACAACAAUGCUCCCGCAGUCCCGCCUACUAAUACGACCUCAUCAUCGCAGUCAUUUUCUGCACAGCCUUCUAAUGAGCCCAAUUUUGCUAAUACGGCUACUGUUGCACACUCUACUGGCAUACGGCCUAUGCUCUACGAUCAACAAACAACACCGAAAACACAUUCGUCAUCAGCCCAGAAGUUGGCACAGUUCGCCAGUCAUCCCCGGGCGCCCCCUAUUCCUCAUUCUUUCUCGGCGCCUCAUCCUGCUCCAGUUGAUCCUUCAAUGCAUUCCACAUCGGGUGGCUCAAUUAAGCAUAGUGUACAACCUCCGUUAGUUCAACCUUUUACACCAGCCUCAAGGCACUCAUCUGAUUAUCGGCGGCAACCGACAUCCGAAGCUUCCACUUUUUUUCGCUCCCCGGGUACACCAGCUACUAGAGCAGAGUGGAACCGUAUAAAGAAUCCCAUCGGCCUUUUACAAGAACACAAUUUGAUGCCAUCGGAUUCGGCGGAUCUGCCACCCAAGCCGACAAUCUCAUUCCCUGUUAACUGUGAUCCCGAUAUUAUGCGGUGCACGCUCCCAGGGUUUCCUGCAACUGCAAAACUUCUCGCACAGUGCCGUUUACCCUUGGGCUUGGUCAUGCAUCCUUUCCGUGAUUUGUCGCGCUUGCACACCAUCAACUCUACGGUUAUUGUCCGCUGUCGUUCUUGCCGUACCUACAUCAACCCGUUUGUUCAGUUCGUUGACUCCGGCCGCCGUUGGCGUUGCCCCAUCUGUUUUUUGUCCAACUCCGUACCAGAUGAUUUUUUCUAUGACCCCGGAACUCAGACCUAUGGGGACCCGGCUCGGCGUCCUGAGAUCCGCUCGGCCACAGUGGAGUUUAUUGCCCCGCCAGAGUAUAUGCUUCGUCCACCUCAGUCAGCUACUUAUUUGUUUUGCCUCGAUGUCAGCCGCAAUGCAAUUGCAACUGGGUACUUAAAUGUUGUGUGCGAACGUUUAGCCACACACUUGCUUCGAAUGCCUGGCGAUUCUCGUCGGCAGAUUGGUUUGAUCACCUAUGAUUCCGCAAUCCAUUUCUACAAAUUAUGUGGCGAUUCAAUGAAGAUGUUGAUCUGUCCGGAUUUGGACGAACCAUUUAUUCCGGAGUACGAAGGUUUACUGAACUUAAUCACCGAGUCCUCGGAGACACUGGUGGAAUUUCUCACUUAUCUACCAGAUUCGUUUGCCGAGUCUAGCGAUGUUGGCAACUGCCUUGGGUCCGUACUCCAGGUCGCUCUAAAACUCAUCGGGAGUACUGGUGGCCGCAUCACCGUAUUCAACACAUGUUUGCCAAACUUGGGUGCCGGUUGUUUGCGGAUGCGUGAGGAGCAGUCUGAUCGUACCAGUGCUGAUGUCAAAAGUCUGGGCCCAGCAAUAGACUUUUACAAGACGUUCGCACUCGAUUGUGCUGCACAACAGGUUGCCGUGGACUUGUUUUUGCUGAAUUCUCAAUACUGUGAUAUUGCUACUCUCUCUGGCGCCGCCCGGUUUUCCAGUGGUGGUGUUUACCAUUAUCCGGACUUUUACUGUCCUCCACGGACCACUUCAGGGCUUUCAACAACAUCAUCAAAAGUGCAUGCCGAGGCAGAAUCGAGGAGCGUUCACAACGCAGCGAGCCUGACUACUCAGCAACCGAAUACACAAUCCGUCAAUAGUACCAUCACAUUGGAGUGCUUCCGACGUGAUUUUGACCGUUACCUGUCCCGAAAAAUUGGAUUCGAAGCUGUUAUGCGUAUUCGCUGUACGCAUGGGCUAUCCAUUCAAGCGUUUCACGGAUCGUUCUUCGUACGUUCGACGGACCUCAUGUCUCUUCCAAAUGUGAACCCGGAUGCCGGUUUCGCUGUGCAGUUAGGAAUUUCGGAAAGUGUGGAAAAAUUAUCGACUGUUUGUUGUCAGACGGCAAUUCUGUACACCUCAUCCAAAGGCGACAGACGGAUUCGAGUUCAUACACUGUGUCUACCAGUCGUGCAUACUCCUUCAGAAGUCUUCUUGGGUGCGGACCAGGGCGCUAUUGCUUGUCUUAUCGGAAAAAUGGCUGUUGAUCGUGCCAUAAAUACCUCUCUGGUUAACGCACGCGAAGCUUUGGCUAACGCACUUGCUGACUUUUUAUCGGCUUACGCGUCUUCCAUUGGAAUCACGUCGGAUGUCAGCAUUUCAUCCUACUACAUGGCCUGUCCACCCAGUCUGCGCUUACUUCCUCUCUAUCUAUGCGGCUUACUACGUCACACCGCGUUCAGAGUAGGCGUCCCUGUUAGAAUCGACGAUCGAUCGGCAGCCUUGGAGCGUUUGAAGUCUGCUCCACCGGAAGAGAUGCUCACUUUACUUUACCCGCGACUUUACGCCGUGCAUAAUUUCGUUUCCAAGCCUGUUGUAUCUGAUAAUGCGACCUUGGCCCGAAGGGCAGCUGCACUUUGUCUCUCAGAUUACGGUGAUGCCCUUCUGGACGCUACUCAUCAUUCAACGGAUGAUAGUGACUCCUCGUCUUCUAAUGUCAGCGAUUUUCUGUACGAUGCGGGGCAGCUUCCAGGUCAGUUGCACCUGUCUGCACGUUCCAUCUCUCGUUCUGGUGUUUAUUUGCUAGAUACUGGGGAGAUUAUCUUUCUACUCAUUGGAUCUCAAGAAGAUUCAGCUUCUGGAGCCGCAGCUUCAUCGGAAAUGGUGCAUCAGCUUCUUGGUGUCCCAAUACCAAACAGUGUUAUUUUCUCCUUACCUCCCAUCGUUGUGACAAACGGCAAAUCUGAUGUGCCGAUCGGGCUGCGCCGAUUGUCAGCCUUGGUUAAUCUUCUUCGUCAACGUCGGCCCCUUUCCAACGCUCUCGUAUGCAUCUGCCACGAUGCCCCUGCUUCUUUGCGAACUCGUUUCAUUUCCACCUUAAUAGAAGACCGAACAGAAUAUGCCCCUUCUUAUCAAGAGUUCUUACAAAUGGUGCAAUCCAUUAUGAAAGGCUAGAUCACCUUGUCUAACGCUCUGUCGCCGAAUUUUUUCACCCUUGUGCCUUCAAAGAUGCCGCUGGUGACGUCGGUGAUCUCGUGGAUAGCGUGUUCCACACAUAUUUCGGCCCCACUGACUUCUUUCCGGAUGUGAUCGCUUGACUUCGUCGUUUGCCACCGUCCUAGAUGCCAUAUCUGAAAAAUAAGCCCCAUCUUUUUUGUCUACUAGGAAUUUCAGCUAGGUGGCUCUAUCAGUUGUCUUUUCUAUCUCCCCAGCAUAGAACUUGAGCACUUAGCGGAGGAGCGGUUCUGUUUUUCGCCUCUGGCGUCUGGCAAAUCCUCCUUAUUUUCACCAUCAAACCUUGUCUUUGGCUUUUUUUCGCACCUUCCACUUCGAAUGGGCGUAAGGUGUCAUCUGCUCUUCUCGCUCCAUAUAUGUAUUUGUUGAGUGUGGGAUGUGAUUUUUCUUUGCUUUUUCCACCAUUUUCAAUUCCCCUACUUUAUUCCUCAUUGUGUUUCUACUCUUAACAAUAAUGCGAAUGCUGGAUGCAAACAUCUGUUUUCACUCAAUCUCUUGCUUUGUUUUCACAGAGGUGCCCGCUGUGUUCCAUCUCCAACAAUCGUUUAUAGCACUCUUUACAGCGCCGCUGCAGUCCUCUAUUAGUCUAAAUCAGACAGCUUCAAGUGACGCCGCUUCGUCUUUUGCAAUGAUUUGAUGACACAAAGUCCUUUUUAGAUUACAUUUAUGGUGACCGUUUUCUAACUGGUACUUUAUAAAGACAUAUUGAGAGACUGGGUGACUACAGAUGUCCACAUCUAGAACUCGAUUAAAGUUAUUGUAGUUACUUCCUUAAAAAGCG
This is a messenger RNA of Dicrocoelium dendriticum, 4467 nucleotides long. The record is from the annotation of a GenBank genome assembly. Lineage: Eukaryota; Metazoa; Platyhelminthes; Trematoda; Plagiorchiida; Dicrocoeliidae.